Molecule: messenger RNA, 2104 nt
Organism: Danaus plexippus (monarch butterfly)
Lineage: Eukaryota; Metazoa; Arthropoda; Insecta; Lepidoptera; Nymphalidae
Product: protein sidekick-1-like
Exons: 8
Coding region: 373-1257 (294 amino acids)
Biological process (GO): synapse organization
Cellular component (GO): neuron projection membrane
Source: RefSeq, a predicted model, not a curated record
UUCGAGUCCCAUGUUGGGCGCCAUUCGACGUAUUCGUACCGGUAAUCAAAAAACCUGUGAUAUAAGUGAAUUGUGAAAUAAAAAAGUGAUGUGGAUUUAACUUCCUUGGAGACAUAAAGCAAAUGUUAUUAUAAAACUAACAAUAUAUCUAACUUUGUGAUAAAUGUAAGUUUCGGUAUUUUUUAACUCUGAGUGAAGUGUCACGUGACGUCUCUGUCCCAGGACUUUGGACAAGUUCCGUUUCUUUUUCACGAAUUGGCUGUUCUUUAAUAGAUGAAUUAUUCAAUGGCGUAAAAUAAUAAGAAGAUAUAUGAAUAAUGUUAGAACAUGGAUGAAAAGAUAUCUGACGGGAUGAGAGAGGACAAGUGAAUCAUGAUCACCAAAAUGCUUCUGUCGCUGAUGCUGCACUGCUUCUACGUGACCACCGCUUCGAUGCCCGCUGGAGGUGUUGCAGGUGUGAAUGUAAACGUGGAUCCUCGAGCUGAACGGCCUUACUUUGACGACGUGUCUCCUCGAAACGUGUCCACCGUCGUCGGCCAGUCCGCUGUGUUGAGAUGUCGCGCCAAACACAUAGGAAAUAGAACGGUGUCGUGGAUGAGGAAGCGUGAUCUUCACAUUCUGACUUCCCACAUCUUCACGUAUACCGGAGACGCCAGGUUCAGCGUGCUUCACCCUGAGCCCUCGGACGACUGGGACCUCAAGAUAGAGUACGUGCAGCCGCGAGAUGCUGGCGUCUAUGAAUGUCAAAUCAAUACGGAGCCGAAGAUAAACAUGGCAGUCGUCCUCAGUGUUGAAGAUGAGUCCCUCACACCCGCGCCUCAGCCUCCGGUUCGAUCCUCAGCUGCUGCAGCAACCAUCUGGGGCUCUCAGGAUGUGUACGUGAAGAAAGGUAGCACAAUAUCGCUGACAUGCUCAGUGAAUGUACAUUCCUCGCCGCCGUCAAGCGCCUCAGUGUUAUGGUAUCACGGAAAUGCAGUAGUGGACUUUGACUCUCCUCGCGGCGGCAUCAGCUUGGAAACCGAAAAAACAGAAGGCGGCACAACGAGCAAGCUCCUAGUGACGAAAGCGGCGCUCACAGACUCAGGGAACUACACCUGUGUUCCGAAUAACGCACAUCCUGCCUCAGUAUCUGUGCAUGUGCUUAAUGGAGAGCACCCGGCGGCGAUGCAGACCAGUAACCGCGCCUCUUCCUUCCUCACGUCCCAGCUGAGCUGCGCCGCGCUCACAUACCUGCUGUCUUCGAUGGCUUGCAGAUGAUCACCUUAAUGAGCCGGAUUUGGAUCUUUUGUUGAGCGAUCCGACGAUUUAACACAUGUCUUAUUUUGGGUAUUCUUUAAAGUGAACUCAUUUAAUCAGUAAGAAUGUUUAUUAUCUGUUUUAAUGUUAUUUGCGAUGACAAAGGUUCCAAGCUCCAUUUAUAAAAUCUAUGAAUAAGCGAUUAUGGUUGAUUGUUAUGUAAGAUGAAGAAAAAUUUUAUUAGUUACAUUUUAUAAUAAAAAUAUUGUUGUGAAACAGUUACGAUGUUGGUCAUGUUGGUCAGUCAUACUUUCUCAGCUGCAUUUUAAAUUAUAAUAAUGCAUACUCUAAACGAAACUGCAUCUUUAUAUACGUUUUCAUACAUUCCAAAUUAAUUUUUCAGACUUAAAUAUUUAUUUGCAUUCCAUUUUAUAUAAUUAUUUGAUUAGUUGUCAAAUAUUUUAAUCGUAAUAACUUUUGGGCUCGAACGUAAUCCGUCGUUGUUUUUAAUAUUAUAAAUGUAAAUCGCCGUUCUGUAAAUAAGCCUGAGUCCAUACGUAAAGUAGUCACAAUCACACACCAUUGUACAUACAUUGAACUGUUGUAAAUAAUUAUAUAAUAAAAUUAUAAUGCGUAGUUGUUUCACCUGUGUAAGGUUAAUAUUAUUUUUUGUUCCUAGAACGUGUAGCAUUAAAGGGGACCUCUUUUCGUUCCGAACGAUUAUUUUCUAUGAAAUUUAAUAUUUACCAAGCUCGGUUAAUGAGUAUACAUUUAUUUUAUUCAUUCCGUGUAUUAUCGGAAGUCAUGAAUUAAUAUGUAAUUAAUUGUGCUGCAAUUACUUUUGUGAUAUUUAUAUUAUAUUAUUUAA